Messenger RNA from Thlaspi arvense, 1093 nucleotides. Lineage: Eukaryota; Viridiplantae; Streptophyta; Magnoliopsida; Brassicales; Brassicaceae. The record is from the annotation of a GenBank genome assembly.
AGUAAGAGCAUCGGUAAUGUACAGAUGCAAUAAAUUUUGUAAGUGAAAAUAAAAAGGAAAAAAGAAAUAAAAAAUGAUGUGGCAUAUCAGUUAUUUAGAACCGUAAAAAAUGGUUCUCUUUUUCUUCUCCCCCCUGUUCUUUAUCUUUUUCUCCCCCCAAAAUUGUGAUUCCCAAACCCCUAAUUUACAAUAUGAAAGAGCAUCGAAAUUCAUUGUUACAAUUGAGUCUGAUUCUAUAAGUUUGUUAACCGAAGACUUUAAAUUUGAAAGCGGAAAUUGGAGUUCCUAUCUUUACUUUGUGUUCAGUUUUGCUCAAAAGAUUACAAUCAUGGGGGAAGAAGAGAGCUGUCAAGUACUUUGUGGUCAAUGCUUUCACUGGCUUUCAAAGGGAAUCCAGCGGCUGUUUGUUUCCUCGACGACGACAACGACAGAGACGACGCCUGGCUUCAGUCUGUCGCCGCCGAAUUCAACAUCUCCGAAACUUGUUUCCUUACUCCGAUCACUGGCUUCGAAGCACGCUUCCAUCUCCGGUGGUUUACCCAUUUAGCCGAGGUUAUGUUUCAAUCUUUAAAAUCUGUCAAUGAAUUGCAACCAAGAAUGGAUGAUAUAUUGAAAUGCCCUUGCGAUGGCAUCCUUGUGACAUCUGCUGCCUGAAUAUGAACAAGUGUGAUUUCUUAGCCUACCAAGUAAUCUUUCUAGUCUCUUUUAAUUUUUGAAGUAGUGUUUUUAGAGAAUGAUUUUGCGUUUUUGGAAAUCUGGUUAGUGUCUUAAAAAUAGAAUCUCUCCAAUGUAGGUCUCACAAUUAAGAAUAAGUUAAUGGAGUGUUUAACAAUUCUGACUAGAAUCAUUAGUUGGAUUUCACUAACUAUUUAUGUAAAGUUCAUGUCGUAUCAAUUAAUAUAUUUAUCAUAACGGGAGGACAUAUAUAAAACACAAAAGUUACAGAAUAUUUAAAACACAAAACACAUUUGCUAUCUAGCAAAAUUCACACUGAAAGAAAAAAAAAAAUCAAAUCACCUCAUUAAUCUUAUCAGACGAAUUAUAUUGGCUUUCAUAAAUAUGAUCAUGUUGCUCUUCAUCUCGUCAAUCCUAA